UCCAUGUUGAUAAAUACUUUUUCCUCUGACGGAAGACGUUGUCAAAGAUUACCAGAGCAUUAUGACUGUCGAAGUCGGGGGGUUAAUUUUCAGAGGGUCACCUUCCUAGCUAGCUACUACUGCGAGCUUGCUGGACGGCUAGCCAGCCAGUGACAUGGAAGUUUUGGGGGCAGGCAGAAAGUUUAAGCUAUAGUUAGCAUGCUAGUUAAGUAGCUUAGCAGGUGUUUUUCUUGUCAUGUCAGUGGGUAUUGUUCGUCUGUAGAUACCGCUCGUAUAAAUAUACGGAUAGUACAUCUAGCUAGUUGUCACUGUACCAGCUAUGUAGGAGAGAGCAGGUUCAUCUCAAUCACAGCUUGCUACGUGCCUGGUUGUUAGCCGAAGUGCUAAAGUUAGCUAGCAGUAACACUGCGUAUGCAAUGGAUUGUCUAUCGACAUUUCUGUUUCGCUUGAAAGAGGUUGGUUCAUGGUUGCUUUAGCUGGCUAAGUUAGUGUUUAUUGCAUUUUGUUAUACAUGCAACGUUAAUGUAAAAUAGGUAACUAUCAUUGAAUAGGCAGCGAGAAGCACCUUAAGUUGUUAUAAAAAAGUUGCUAACUAUAUAAAGAGGUCAUCGAGGGACUGUAACGUUAACAGGUGUUUCAGUUGGAGAACUCCGCUAUAUUUGGUCUCAUUCUGAAUGUGCAUUCUGCACUAAAACAGCUUAGCUAACCAGGUAUCAAAAUGUUGGUCAUGUAUGAAAAGAUUCCAGAGCAGCUCAAGAAAACCUCCCAUGUCAGGAAAGCCGUUAUCCUUCUCGUCGCUGCCUACGGAGUCAAGAAACUCUACCCCUACUUGUGGGCUAAACUCAGGAAGAAAGUUGGGUCCGGUACACCGCUCACAGUCCCCUUAAACUCUAACUGGGUGCUACCGGAAGGGUCCGAGAGAGAAAAACAAGGGAAGAAGAAGAGUAGUAGGUCUCCGGCUGUGAACCAGGAGUUUCUGAAGAGGCUAAGCCACCUGCUUCGUAUCCUGUUCCCCCAGCUGUUCUGUAAGGAGUUGGGUCUGCUGGGGUUCCACUCCCUGGCUCUCAUCUCCAGAACCUUCCUGUCCAUCUACGUGGCCAGCCUGGACGGCAUGAUAGUGAAGACCAUUGUGAAGAAGGACCCCCAGGCAUUUGUGUGGGAGCUGACAAAAUGGCUGUUGAUUGCAGUUCCGGCCACCUUUGUGAACAGCAUGAUCCGUUACCUAGAGGGACAGCUGGCGCUGGCCUUCCGCACCCGCUUGGUAACCCACGCCUACAAGCUCUACUUCAGCGACCAGACAUACUACCGUGUCAGCAACAUGGACGGACGCCUCGCCAACCCAGACCAGUCUCUGACGGAGGACAUCGUGAUGUUUGCUGGCUCUGUGGCCCACCUGUACUCCAACCUGACCAAGCCUUGUCUGGACGUGGUGGUCACCUGUUAUACCCUCCUCAGGACCGCAGAGUCUAAAGGAGCCAACACCACCUGGCCCUCCGUCAUCGCCGGCGUGGUUGUGGCAAUCACCGCCAAGGUUCUGAGGAUGUUCUCGCCACGGUUCGGUAAGCUGGUGGCAGAAGAAGCCCGGAGGAAAGGAGAUCUGAGGUACAUGCACUCACGCAUCAUCGCCAACUCUGAGGAGAUCGCCUUCUACGGAGGACACAAGGUGGAAAUGUCCCAGCUGCAGCGCUCCUACCGCUCCCUGUCGUCCCAGAUCAACCUGAUCCUGUUUAAGCGUCUAUGGUACGUGAUGCUAGAGCAGUUCCUGAUGAAAUACCUGUGGAGCGCCUCGGGACUCGUCAUGGUGGCUGUACCUAUCAUCACCGCCACGGGGUUCUCCAAAUACGACUCCGAGGACGUGAAGCAGUUGGCCAUGAAUUUGAAAGAGGAGGACCUAGUGAGUGAGAGGGCUCAGGCCUUUUCCACGGCUAGGAACCUCCUCAACUCAGCCGCCGACGCCGUCGAGAGAAUCAUGAGCUCUUACAAGGAGGUGACUGAGCUGGCGGGGUACACAGCCCGUGUGCACGAGAUGUUCUCCGUGUUCGAGGACGUGCGUGAGGGGGUGUUCCGUCGCUCUGCGGAGGGAGGAGAGGGGGAGACUGGGGGAGGGACACAGGUGGUGCAGCACGGCACCAGGGUGGAGGGACCAAUCAUGAUACGAGGUCAGGUGAUAGACGUGGAGAAGGGCAUCAGCUGUGAGAACCUUCCCAUCAUCACACCGACAGGAGACGUUGUGGUGUCCAGCCUCAACAUCAAGGUGGAGGAAGGGAUGCACCUGUUAAUAACAGGUCCCAACGGCUGUGGGAAGAGUUCUCUGUUCAGGAUCCUGAGUGGCCUGUGGCCAGUCUAUGGAGGGUUGCUUUACAAACCACCACCCCAAAACAUGUUCUACAUACCUCAGAGGCCGUACAUGUCGGUGGGCACCCUGCGAGACCAGGUGAUCUACCCAGACAACGAGACCGAGAUGGAGGAGAGAGGAUUCACCGACCAGCAGCUAGAGGGGAUCCUCGGAACGGUCAACCUGGUCUACAUCCUGGAGAGAGAGGGAGGGUGGAGUGCAGAAAGCGACUGGAAGGAUGUGUUAUCAGGAGGAGAGAAACAGAGGCUGGGGAUGGCGAGGAUGUUUUACCACAGGCCUAAGUAUGCCCUGCUUGAUGAGUGCACCAGCGCUGUCAGCAUCGACGUGGAGGGGAAGAUCUUCCAGGCUGCAAAGGAUGCUGGGAUAGCACUGCUUUCCAUAACCCACCGACCCUCCCUCUGGAAGUACCACACCCACCUGCUUCAGUUUGACGGCGAGGGCGGCUGGCGCUUUGAGAAGCUGGACGCCUCCACACGCGUCUCUCUCCAGGACGAAAAACAGAAGCUAGAGUCCCAGCUCUCUGGGAUACCCAAGAUGCAACAGCGCCUGUCGGAUCUCUGCCGCAUGCUGGGGGAGGACACCACCCCGUCAGGAACUGGAGGAGAGGAAGCAGGGGAGGAGAAGAAACAGGAGGAGGAGGAGGAAGAGGAGGAGGAGGAGGAAGAGUGAUGAACAAGGAAAAUAGAAGGAUGUGUAGGAUGAUCAUCUGAGGAGAGGGAUGGAUGGAUGGAUGGAUGGAUGGAUGGAUGGGAGUGAAAAGGUUUGGGCCCUGUCCAGAAACAACCCCUAGGCACUUCCCCCUGUAGCCCCCCUAGGCAAGGUGGAGCUGUAUUCAUAUUAAUGUUAACAAUAGUAGCAGUCCAAUCCUUUCAGAUCCUCCCAAGUGCUCAGGCCAUAGGGUGUAGGCCCCAGGAGUUGUUUCCCGACUGGGUCUUGUACUGUAUAAUAUGGUUCUGGACUUUCACCGACCACUCAGAUGUGGCUUUUUAAGUGUAAGAGGAAACCGAGCAGCAGUUGACUGUCUCGGCAGUUUGGGAUAUGAGGUUUUUGGGGAGAGGAAGUAGACUCUAGGGGAGAAGGUGAGGGUGGUAGUGUAGUGUACCUCUGCCAGGUGUUGAUGAAAGAAAACCUUCAGACGACCGUUCGCUCUUCUCUUUCACCGUCUAUGGUAUCUCUUCUUCUACCAUCUCUCUCUCUUCUGUCGUCUCAAUGGGAAUUUAAUGAAAUCUCUGGUGCACACACAGUCGGAGGAUGGCGUCCCAAAUAUCACCCUAUUCCCUAUAUAGUGCACUGCUUUUGACCAGGGCCCCUUGGGAACAGGGUGCCAUUGGGGACGUAACGCUGGUGGGAGAGGUGACUGGCUGGCCUCUUCAGAAACCAUCUGCUGUACUGAAUUACUAUUUCAACAUAGAGUUUUACACCUAUAUAUUUUUGAAUAGCGGAAAGAUUAUUUGAAAGGUUUCUUACGAUGAAUGUAACAAUCUAUAUUUUAUUACAGUCUGUGCUGUAUGUAUACAAUUGAUUAAAAGGUAAUAACCCUUUUUAACUUUA
Molecule: messenger RNA, 3907 nt
Organism: Coregonus clupeaformis (lake whitefish)
Lineage: Eukaryota; Metazoa; Chordata; Actinopteri; Salmoniformes; Salmonidae
Gene: abcd1
Product: ATP-binding cassette, sub-family D (ALD), member 1
Exons: 12
Coding region: 719-3025 (768 amino acids)
Biological process (GO): peroxisome organization; fatty acid beta-oxidation; long-chain fatty acid import into peroxisome
Cellular component (GO): peroxisomal membrane
Molecular function (GO): ATP hydrolysis activity; long-chain fatty acid transmembrane transporter activity; ATP binding
Source: RefSeq, a predicted model, not a curated record